AUGGACCUUCGCCAUCGGCGCUGCGGGCUGGUUGCGGCGGCGGGAGCGAUGGCCCUUCUCGCCAACAAAGUAGCGGAUGUGCAAGGCUUUGCCUUCAGCUUGCAGCAGAAGACGGCAGCGUCAACAGCUUCGGCUACCGCUGUUGGGCGCAGCAGGGCUGCUGCUGCCCCCUCGCGGGAAGUUUGCGCAAGGAGCGACGGGAGUACUAGGCCCGUCGCUGCUACGUCGUGGAGCUCGCGCCGCACGCGAACGGCGUUGAGAAUGGCAUCCGAGGAAUCCUCGAGUCCUUCGGGGGGCGGAGCAACAGCGGCGGAGGCGAUCCCUCCAGAAGGCGGAGGAGCCGGGGAAGGGAUCGGGGGCGCGAAGGAGGUGUUGGCAGAGACGGCGCAGUCGGAGAAGCUCAGGCUGACCGCCGAGAAGCUCAAGCUGCAGGCGGAAAAGCUUCGGCUGGAGGUGGAAAAGGAGCAGCUGAUCUUGCAGGCAGAGAAGUUGCAAGACAAGGAGGCGUUGGAAGGGAAGCAAGACGCGCUGAUCGGGAAGCUGCGGGAGCUCAACGGCCGGGACGAGGAGCUAACGGCGUUGGUGAAGAAGGAAAUCAAGAAGGUGAACGCCGACUUGUUCAUGCGGUUGGCGGAUGUGGCGGAGACGACGCUGGAUGUGGAGGAAAGGAACAGUCUGGUGUCGCUAAGCGAGGAUGUCAUGCGGGCGGUGGACAGGGUGGACAAGGCGAAGGCGCUCAAGGUUUCCAAGGGAAUCAAGGAAAUCUUGGACAGGGCGGAGGAGAUCGAGAAGGCCACAAGGGCACGGGCUGCGGCACAAGCGCUAGUCCAGGCCCAAAACGCGUCCUACGGGACGAUCUCCGACAACCUGUCGGCGAACAAGGGGAAGGAGGGGAGUGUGGAGGACAUGCUCGACCUGCAGGCUCUGCCGUCCUCCAAGAUGCAGGACCUCAGAAAUCUCGCGGGGAUGGGCGGCGCGGGAGGAAAAAACAGCACCGCGGAAGGUCUCCCGACGGUGCUGUCGGACGCGAUGAACGUGAUGUUUCUCCCGCUCUGGGUACCCACGUCGCUGCUCAAGUUCGUGGGAUCGGCGCCGGCCCUACUUGAGGCUGACAUCGAGACCGUCAAGUCGGACGUGCUGGGGAUGAAAACGUUCUACGUCACCGGGAUGGAGAAGUCUCCCUUUGCGGCACUCUACAGGGGCAACAUGAGGGGAAAGAGCAGCGAGGAGUGUUCGGAAGGCGUAAAGAAGGAUGGUGCCCCGAAUAGACGUUGGGCAUCGUUUCACCAAGAGGUGUUCGAGGCGGUGACGGCGAAGCUCGAGUCCAUCCCCGGGCUCUCUGACCGCGUGCAGCUCUUCCUCAUGGGAGACCCCACUCCGCUCACGCCCGAACAGGCUGUUCAGAUGGGCGACAAGCCGGUGGACCCUGUGUUGAUGCUGAUCUCCAAGGAGGCCAAGCCGGGGCAGACGUCGAAGGUGAUCAGCAUCAGCGGGACUGCGAUCACCUUCAUGGGCACGGCCUUUACCGCCUUCGCCUACGGCAUCGGAAACUUCGCGCUCCGCCCGGAGUUCUACGAAAAGAUCAACGAGGGUGACGUCGCGGUGGCGGGAAUGGCCCUCCCGAUCAUGAUGGGGGUGCUGACUUUGCAGUUCAUUCACGAGAUCGGUCACCGAGUAAUGGCGGGGAACAAGGACAUCGAGAUGGGACCGCCGAUUUUCAUCCCGUCCCUGCAGACUGGUUUGUUCGGUGCGAUCACGCCUCUGCUGUCCUUCCCGAAGAACCGCAAGGACUAUUUCGACGUGGCAUCGGCGGGGCCCUUGUUGGGGACUUUCGUGUCUUUGGCGGUGUUCGUCGUCGGCAUCAUGAUGACCGGGUCGGCGACUCCUGAGGCGCUGGAGAUGUUCCCGCUCGUGCCGGCGGGUCUGUUCCACAGCUCUCUUCUCGUGGGGAUCAUGACCUCCAUAGGUCUGCCGAACGUCAUGGGGCUGGCGGUCGCCUCGACUGUUCCAAUUCACCCGCUGGCGAUCGUUGGCGUGACGGGGAUAAUCGUGAACGCGCUCAACCUGAUGCCGAUCGGGAGCCUCGACGGGGGCCGCAUCGCCAUGUCCGCCUUCGGGCGGAAGGCCGGGGGUGUGCUCGGGACUGUCACCUUGCUGCUUCAGGCGAUAAGCUCGGUGUUCAACAACUACUCGUUGCAGCUGUUCUGGGGUCUCCUGGUGAUCCUCUUCCAGAGGGGACAAGACUUGCCGGCUAAGGACGAGCUGACCGAGGUGGGAGAGGGGCGAAUCGUCACGACGGGCCUCCUGCUGUUCUUCUCCCUCAUCACCCUCAUACCCUUCCCAGAAGUCACCCAAGUCCUAUAAGACCGUUCUGAACCUCAGAACCAGCGAGAGGAGAAAAUCGGCGUUCGUCGGUGUGGACUUGGGUCGUUCGUGGCUGAUUGUUUUUUGGUGGCCGACCCCUCGAGUUUCACCGUAAUGAUCAUCCCGAAAAAACGACCCGUUCGUCCAUAAAGAAUUUCCGAACGGCGGGAGCCAGGUGUUGCUGCUUUUCCCUCUCGUUGGAUGUACGUUUCCGGAAGCACAUGAAAAAAAAAUUCUCGGACUUCAUUUUUAUUCCCCUGCCUGUGGUACAUGUUUCUUGGCUAAAACGGGGGUGGUAUCAAUCAUUCCGCGAGAAAUGACGACUUCGCUCGGCGCGUUGUAAGUCCGCACGGCGCUUCUUCUUGACCUUGCUGUAGCCCCUGGCUGUUCGUUGUUCGAAUUCGCGCCGUGUUGCUUGUUGGGGUGGGGUUGGGCUUGCGUGACUCGACUGAUAGCCGCUGCGGUGGCGGCGAACGCGGUCGUUGGUCUGUAGUUGACGGGUGCGGGUGGGAGCGCUCCCGGACUUGGUUAUGGUACGGACACACGCAUGGCCCGAUUGAGUGGAGCCUCGCGUCACGCCUCGCCAAGCAUUCUUCUGUGCAGCUUGUCUGUGGUUGUUGAAGUAUUCGUGUUACAGGUCGCCCGCUGCCGCUGUUUUGAAAGACUGUGAUCUUUGUGAGCAACCCCGGACCAGCAGCAAGUUCAUUGACCACGUUAAUCUAGAAGUUGAUGCGGCGCAAGAUUUACAACGUGGGGCGAACAGUAUGAUAGACACGGAAACGGGCAGAGAGGCUACCAGAAAGGAGUGAGGUUUUCGGCGAGAAACAGACGAGCGUCAGUUUGGCUUUCCUCGGUAUAUUUACUGUUCAUUUCAAGGCAGCCGGGCCUGGCCUACGUCUCUAGUAAAAUAGAACCCGGGCGGGAGGUGGGAGACGCAAGGGACGGAGAUGGCCAGACUAAGAAAGAGCCCAGAUGUGCGGCGGAAUUGAAGUAGAUGGUCUCAGUUGCGUUGGCUGGCGGAAAAGGUGGAUGUUGGUGCACGAGUGCGCGUUCCGUACGUGCUUUACCCACACACCAAUCGGCAUUUCCGCCCGGAGGACGUCGAUUCCAGUGAGAGGAACGGUCAGACUUUCUCGGC
This is a messenger RNA of Ectocarpus siliculosus, 3502 nucleotides long. Lineage: Eukaryota; Phaeophyceae; Ectocarpales; Ectocarpaceae. The record is from the annotation of a GenBank genome assembly.